This is a messenger RNA of Cyclopterus lumpus (lumpfish), 2971 nucleotides long. Its product is annotated as protein shisa-6-like. Gene Ontology annotation, biological process: regulation of short-term neuronal synaptic plasticity; regulation of AMPA receptor activity. The record is from RefSeq and is a predicted model, not a curated record. The transcript is spliced from 9 exons. Gene Ontology annotation, cellular component: postsynaptic membrane; dendritic spine membrane; postsynaptic density. Lineage: Eukaryota; Metazoa; Chordata; Actinopteri; Perciformes; Cyclopteridae. The coding region runs from base 1 to 2013 and encodes 670 amino acids.
AUGGGGAUAAGGCACAUUUUGGUGCUGCUCAUAUACCUGGACCCGCUAUGCGUGCUGAGCGCCGCUACCGGCGGUAAGAAGCCCAAGCCUGCGCCCAGGAAGGCUCCCAAAGCCACCGCGGUGCCCACGGUCGUCCCGCAGAAGACCCCGCAGCCGGCGGCCGCCAGCAACCACGACACAUGCCAGGGCUACUACGACGUGAGCGGGCAGUAUGACAAACUGUUCGAGUGCAACAACACCAACCACCGGUACUGCUGCGGGACGUGCUACCUGCGCUUCUGCUGCGAGUACAAGAAAGAUCGUCUGGAUCAGAAAGCCUGUACGAAUUACCAAACGCCAGUGUGGGUGCAGACGGCCGCCCCGUCGCCCAUCCCGACCGGGGAAACGUACGAUCCGAGCAUGGAUCAGACCAGCACGGCGGUCUACAUCACCUGUGGGAUCAUUGCCUUCAUCAUAGUGCUGGGAGUGUCGGUCAAAGUCGCUUACGACAAAGCCACAGAGCCGCCUCAGGAGAUGAAUAUACACAGAGCCCUUGCAGACAUCCUGAGGCAGCAGGGGCCCAUCCCCAUAUCGCAAUACGACUGUGAGAAUUUUGCAGCAAUGAACGGCUCACCGAAAGACAACACACCAGUCAGAACCUCAUCCAAGAACCACUACACCCCUGUUCACGCAUCCAAGUCCAACCACGGUCUCCACUAUGGGAAGGAGAGCAUCCGCAGCAGUGGAGGCGGUGACGUUCACAACUUCAUCUCCUCUGGUUUUGUGACGUUGGGUCGAGGCCAUCAGAAAGGGGAAAAACAUUGGCCGGUCCGUUCCCAGAGUCACCAUGGUACUCAUCAGCACAACUAUAACCAUGUGGCUCUAGGUAGCCCUACACGCACACCUAAGAAUGCUCACCGAUCAUUGAGACGUGAAAACAAUCGGAUAAGCGGCAUCCUGACCUCGCAGACGGAGCCCUACGACCUGUCUUUCUCACGUUCCUUCCAGAGCCUGUCACACCUGCCGCCCUCCUAUGAGGCGGCCGUCAAAGCCGACCUCAACCGGUUCUCGUCCCUGAAGAAACUCACAGAUAAAGACGUUGACGACUACUAUACUCGUAAGCGCCACCUGCCCGACCUGGCAGCAAGAGGCACUCUUCCGUUGCAUGUUCUCAAAAUUGGUCAAGACCAGCACCGGGAACAGCAGCAGCAGCUCCAGAGCCAGCCCCCGCAGUCCUCCAUCUCCCAAGUCACUCCCCAGUCCUCACAGCAACAGUCUCAGCAAAGGCAGAGGCCCCGUCGCGUCCAGAGGGCCAUGUCCCAGGACCGCGUCCUGUCCCCAGAAAGAGCCCCACAGCAGGAUUACAGCAUGUCUUCUAAUGGUAUGUCCCCAUACGGAGGCAGGAUCCUCUCAGACGAACAGCUCCUGUCUGCUGAACGUCUUCGAUCCCAAGAGCGUCUUCUUCCACAGGACCGCCACACCUCCCAAGACCGUCUGUACUCCAAGGACCGUAUCUACUCCAAGGACCGACUCAUGUCGCAGGAUCACCUGUACUCAAAAGACCGCCACUACUCUCAAGACCGACUCUAUUCACAAGAUCGCCUGUACUCACAAGACCGCCUCCUAUCCCAUGAUCCUCUGCUCUCGCCGGACAAGCUGAUGAUGUCACUGAAGCGCGGCAUGGUGAGCAGCGUCUCUGGCGGGUUUCGUGGCAGCGACAAGUCAAUAUCACGCGCCAUCUCCCACACAGACGUGUUCGUACCAACCACGCCGCUUAUGGAUCGCUACAAGAUGACCAAAAUGCACUCACAUCCCAGUUCCUCUAACAGUGGCGGCGGCAGCGAGGCGCCGGGAGCAGGAAGCACCGGGCACUCCAACACUUUAUCCAUGAACCAGACAGCAACAAAGAGGCAGGCGUUUGCCUCCAGACGGACUCACACAAUGGAACAGCUCCACUAUGUCCCACCACACCACCAGCAGCAACAACACCCACAGCACUACCGCACAGGUAGCAAGACUGAGGUGACGGUUUAAGGGCAGCGAAGGACUACCUGAACUGUAUGGAAGGAGCACUGUUGUGUGCCACGGGUAGGGGUUGAUAGAGGUACAUGAGUACACUGGCCUUCUUUUAGAGUAGGAUGGUGGCAAUAUCACUGUCUUAGACUGAAAGUCAGAGAUUCCAGGACCAAGAACAUCCACUAGCUUACAGUGAGAGACCGGGAAAACGCGCUACACUGUACACUGCAGACUUUGGCCCAGUUAGAUCUGAAGCCAGAGAAGGUUGUGGAUGAGGGGGUGGGGAGUCUGGUGUUAUCUAGCUAACUUGCCUAUUAUUUACACUGUCUUGAUUACCCUUUUCAUCCACAGGCUAUGGCCUCAUUCUGUGUAUGUUUUAGUGAGAAAACACUGACUGUGUCUAUUGUCCAACAAAUCUAUCCUGUGACCUUUUAUGGCAAAUCUUAAAGGGCUUUUGCAUGGUUAAACACAUAGAGUGACUCCUCUGUGACUUCUGUUGUGCAACACAACACCACCACAGGAGAUGAGCCUGUAAUAACUUUAUAAAUAUAUAAGUAAAUUAAUAAAACAAACUAUUUGUACUCCCUGUCCUACUCAUAGCUGUUGUGAAUCUCAAUGAGAGAAAUUGAAAUGGAUGUUUAUUAGCACUUCUAUUUGGUGCCUGACAGAUGUUCCAUUUCUAAAAAUGAACUGGUUUUGUGGGUUACAAAGCACAAUCAAUAAAAUAUAUUCUGUUCUGUUUAUGAUUCCUUUUUUGAGUUUGAAUAGGGAUGGCUAGCUGGUUUUGUUCUUAAAGCAAUGUUGUUGUUUUUUUGCUUCCAGUAGAUUGUAAAUAAGCUAUUCUAGAAGCAGUAUGAUGGACAAGUCUGUGCUGGUUGGACUUUGUAUUAGUAUUUUCAAUGGAUUCUUAAAAAAACAACUAUAAAUCAUCACUGUUUCAUUAGUUCAGAAUAGAAACCCACUUAACCAAGUAUUU